AUGGCAAUUCGCAUUACAUUAGAAUGUGGGCACGCAUCCAUGUUACGCAUGCGUACCACUCCUCAGGGUUACACUCAUGAUUGGGAAGUGUUUGUGAGGGGUAUUGAUAAUGCUGAGAUUCACCAUUAUGUUGAGAAAGUGGUUUUUCAAUUACAUGAAACAUUCUCAAAACCAAAGAGGGUCCUAAAAGAACCACCAUUUGUGAUAAAAGAAUCUGGGUAUGCUGGUUUUGUGAUUCCAAUUCAUAUUUAUUUAAAAAACAAGGAAGAAGGUAGCAAAAAGAUAGAAAUUUUUUAUGAUCUUAAUUUACAACCAAGUGGUCCUGCUAUCACAAAUGUCAUAAGGCAUACUGAAAUAAUUAAUAAUCCCUCUGAUGAAUUCAGGAGGAAACUAUUAAAAGGUGGUGGUGUUGUUGUGAGCAGUUCUGAAAAUUCAAUUGAAAAGAAUGAAAGCAAAACCCCAGCCACACUUGGUAAACCAAAGUUGAGCGGAAGCGAUUCGAAAAAGCACAAAAAUGCGGAGUCGAAAAUGUCGAAUUCUUUUGCCGAAUUGUUUGGAACCCCGUUGAAACCUACGAAAGUUUCUCAGGAAGCUAAAAAGCCUACGCAGGCCGAAAAGUCAUCGGCUUCCAAAUCGUUAGUUACCCCCGAAAAGUCUGAUAAGGUGGACAAGCCUAAGCUUAAGGAUAGUCCUCACAAAGAUAGUAAAAAAGAGAAGGUAGAUGAUAAAAAGGACAAGAAGAUCAGAGAUCCAUCUAAAGAGAAAAAUCGUAGUAAAGAGAAAUCGAAAAGGCCUUCUAGUCCAACAAAUAAAAGUCAUUCGAGCCCUUCGAAUAAAAGACCCCCAUCACCUCCUCCAGUUUCCUUAAAAAGACCUCCCAGUCCUUCUCUUCCUCCGGCGAAAAGGCCGACGUCUCCGAAACCGAAAGAGAAAGAGCCUAAGAAAUUAACCGUGGAGAAAGAGAAGGACAAAAAUAAAGAGAAAGAUAAAUCGAAAGACAGUUCGAAAAACGUUGCGGACUCUUCGAAGAGCGAGAAGAAGAGAGACAAGAAGAAGCACAAAGAAGAUCGCGACAAAGAGCGUAAAGAUAAGUAUAAAGAAGGUGAACGAUCAGCUUCGAAGGAAGCUGUGAAACUAAACGAAAAGAAAAGUGAUAAACCAGAGAAAUCGGAGAAAUCCGAGAAGGAGAAGAGCCAAGAGUACAAAUCGGCGAAGGACGGAAGAAAAUCGCCGAAACCUCCGAAGGAGAAUGAGAAACCAAAGGAAGAGAAGGUGUUGAAGGCGGAAAAAUCGGAGAAGCCUGAGAAGUCUGACAAAACGAAAGAUGGCAAGAGCGAGAAGGACAGGCAGAAGCACAAGCAUAAGAAGAGGGACAAGAAGGACAAACGAGACAGUAGUAAAGACAGAGAGAAGAAGGAGAAACGCGAGAGAAUAAAAUCAUCGACUGAAAAACAAAACAAUGUGCCUAACUUGUUGCAAGAAAUACCGGAAAGGGAUAGUAGCGACUCGGCGCCAUCGGUUGAUGACGAUUCCUUCACCGAAACUAAGUUAGUGCCUAGCGUUAAAAAAGAGGUGGAAAAUCAGACGGUAUCUACUCCUCCUACGGAAAUGGCUAAACCGUUAUCACCCACGAUGCCGGCGGAUAUUAAGAAGGAGAAGGUUGAACGAAUCAAGAAGGAAAAACCGAAGGGAAGCAAAGGAGAGGAGAAAGAAACUCGGAAGAGGAAACGAAGAAGCGAAAGUAAAGGAGACGACGAGCAUGUGGUUAAAAGGGAGAAGGACAGAGGUCAUUCUACGUCUCCUCCUUUGGAGCCUGUUUCCUCGAGUCAAUCGCCAGUGGUGGUUGACCAGGAAACGGUUCACCUGGCCAAGGACAAGGAUGAUCGCAAUGCGACGGAACAAAUGGUGGAGAAAAGCGCGGAAAUGGAAGCGGAACAAGUGGCUCCGGAUUCGACGAACAGUACGCUGGUCGAGUCGGACAUGGGUGAACCGCCGGUAUUCUCCGAAGACUAUGUGUCUCAAUUGAAGGACUUGCAACAGAAAAUAAUGACGUUGCAAGAUAAUCAAGAGCUACAGCGAGUUGUCCAGGUAAUCGCGGAGACGGGUCAGUACGAGAUCACGAAGAAGACGUUUGACUUUGAUCUGUGCGCCCUGGAUCGUAGAACAGUGCAACGUCUGCAACAGUUCUUCGCGUCGUGACCGUCUGUAGCUUAAAUCAUGACAUCCAUCGUUUAUUACAUAUUAUUAAUCUAUGUAUUGAGUCACUAAGUUAUUUGAGCUUACAACCGAUACUUUCGAUAUUAAUACGAGUCGUAUAUAUGUGUAUGUAUGCGUAAGACUUCAGAAAGAUUCGCAGUUACACCUCCUUGAGAAAAGGAAAACGAUAGAAGAUCGCUUUUGUCUGAGCAUACGUUCGAAUUUUCGUUUUGAUCGCAUUGCAUAAGUUAUGCUUAAAAAAAAAAAGAAUUUUGAGUACGAGUUGCAUCAAGAUACAUGGUAUUGUCUUUCUUCGUCGUCACGAGAUUAGCUUAUUUUCUGACAUUCUUGCAGGUUUGCAGCAUAUGUUAUUUUUGUUAUUUUGUAUAUAGAUAAUAUACAUAGAAUCUGUAUAAAGCACAGAUUUGGAAUUGUACAUUUUAACCAUGUAAAAUAGAGAAUUUUUUACCUGUUUCUCUGAGGAAUAUCGGAACAUGGUCUACAGUGCAUUUAUUCGUGUUAUGUAGACACACCAUAUAUAUAUGGAUAUAUAUAUAUAUAUAUAUAUACAUAUAUAUGUAUUUGAUUUCUUGUAUUAUAAAUAUAAAAGAUUACGUUGAUUUUUACGGUAAUCGGGGUCGUUUGAGAAUUUCGUGCAUCACAUUGCCUUGUAACAUAGAUAUAUUCUUGAUAUCUCGUGGAGAAUUUAACGUGGGUUCACCUACUUGAAUCGCACGCAAAAAAAAUGAAAAAAAAAAGAAAAAAAUACAAAAACACCUAUUAUAUUUAUUGAUAUUUUCAUACGCGUCGUGAUUAAUGUAAGAGCGAGCAAAGCGAUCAUUUGAUAAUUUAUAUUUGUUGGUGAACGUCGACGUACUUUUUGUAUCGUACAUGUAACACUUGUAUAACGAGGUAGAUCACCGUGGUCUAAAAGAAAAAUUAAAAAACACACACAAAUUUAACACGCGACGAUCGUAUAGGUAUAUACCAUGCAACAUUUUUAUUUACUUGUACAGAAUAUUUCGUAAGUAUUAAAUUGAUAGAAUAGUCGAGGGGUAAGCAACAUUGACACGUCAUAGAAAAAUGAAAAAUACAACUUUUAUACUUAUUUUCAAAUCAUUGGUCAUUCAUUUCUUAGUUCACACGUGCCGAUGUGUUUCCCCUGAUCUUGUGAUGCAUUCGGGGUUGUGUUUGCUUCUUCAAACGAGAAAAUGAAUGUUUCACGUAUUUUGCCGAUGGAAAGGAAAACCUUGUACCGCACAAAUUAUAUCAAUAUUCGGUCCGCACCGUGUAAAUGUAUGUUCGAAGUGAAAAGAAAGAAUCCUUUGCUGUCGUAUUAAAAAGAAAAUCCACAGAGCGGUCACGAUGUUGCGUGCAAUUGAUACACCAAAUAGUCUAAUGUUUUUUGAUAACGUUAUCUUAUAGUUAAUGAAGAUUGUACAUUAGAUAAGUACCGUGGUAGUUUGUAUAGUUUUUGCAGGAAGUUAUUUAUUACACCCGACGAAAACGAUGCUUCGAAUGUCGAUCAAACGAACCGGCAGAUUGUUAAAGAGACGCUAAUUAAAUAUGCCUGAAACGCAUAUUAUUCCUUGCAUUUUCUCUCGUCUCGUUGAGAAUCAAUUUGAUUCAUUUCCUACGACAUUCGAACGACGCGUUGCCAAAACUGUAGUAACAUUAAUUUUUCAAUGUUACGAUCGGGGAAUCGUGAUUGGAAAUUCGAGAUCGAUCGUUGAGGAAGUUAUUGAUUUAUCUGUUUUGCGAAACAAAGAUACCUAAUUUCUUGAAUCUAUAUCGUUUCUAUUGGUUUCCUUGAAAUCGUAACACUUUUAUGCUAUCGAUCAAAGAGAGUCUGUUAAAGCUAGGGCAUUACUAGAAACUGCAGGAUAGUUGCUUUAUCUGCAUACCAUUUUUUUAUCAAUUAGAAUCAUUAGUUAAAUAUAUUGUUAUAUUAAUUAACGGAUUCGAUUAUUCGAAUGGAAUUUUGGUUACAAAAGAAUCGUACUAACUUUCGUUGAUCAACACUAUAAAUUUUAUGAUAUCAUUGUUUUAGUUGAUUUUUUCGAAUGACCUUUCGUGUCAGAAAAUACGCUUGCAGUUUUAUCAUUAGCGUGAUACGUAUGUAUUACGCGACAUGAUACGCAGUUUUAGCAACGAGAAAGAUAACGAGAGAUUUUCUAGCAGAAUGUUAUUGCCUUAUCAUGUCCGUUGUGUUUUUUAUCGUUAGAAUUUUUUUUUAUACUUAUACGUGGAUAUAUUGUCUUCGUAUCUUUUUUUUUUGGAUAUGUAUGUGUGCAGUAUAUUUUCCUCCUUUAUUUUUGUUUCGUAGACUAUUCAUGUUUUACAGACGAGAUAUUGUAUAUUUGUUUGUUGCAUGCUCGAGUUUUGAUUAGACGUUAAGUUUGUUGUGGGGUGUCGUAUACGUGUCCAGACUGGCUCGUAUCGAAGUCAUUGUACGAUUACCGAACGUUUUUGAUAGACUAAUUAAUUGUAUAAAGAAUGUGCACAAUUGCGCGAAUCGAGAGAUUAACCGAGGAUUGUCACUGAUGUACAUAGUAGAUAACGAAUAAUCGCGAACUGCGUAUAAUUAAUCAUGACCUACGAGAAAAUAUAGUACAAGACAGUACUCCUGAAUCGAUAUGCCAUUCGGUGUACAUUUAUACGUUCAGUGUACAUUUAAUGAGUACCUUUGGUGAUUAAUAAACAUCUCAUAUAACUGUGCCUCUAUCAAACAUGCAUUGCAAUCUUCUACGAACUUAGAAACUAAGGAAAUCGUGGUAAUUCUUC
Messenger RNA from Osmia lignaria (orchard mason bee), 4980 nucleotides. It is a transcript of the gene ear, whose product is annotated as ENL/AF9-related super elongation complex transcription factor. Gene Ontology annotation, cellular component: transcription elongation factor complex. Lineage: Eukaryota; Metazoa; Arthropoda; Insecta; Hymenoptera; Megachilidae. Gene Ontology annotation, biological process: positive regulation of DNA-templated transcription. Gene Ontology annotation, molecular function: chromatin binding. The record is from RefSeq and is a predicted model, not a curated record.